Messenger RNA from Chinchilla lanigera (long-tailed chinchilla), 1831 nucleotides. RefSeq names its product phospholipid scramblase 4 (gene Plscr4). Gene Ontology annotation, cellular component: plasma membrane. The record is from RefSeq and is a predicted model, not a curated record. Gene Ontology annotation, molecular function: phospholipid scramblase activity. Gene Ontology annotation, biological process: plasma membrane phospholipid scrambling. Lineage: Eukaryota; Metazoa; Chordata; Mammalia; Rodentia; Chinchillidae.
CUCCUGCGCCGCGCCCCGGCCGUCUGCACCGCGGGCUCCCGGCGUCUUCCCGGCGGCGCGGGGCAGGAUAAUUGGAAUCCUUCAACAUGCCAGCCGUAAUACCCACAGCGUCUGAGCAGCCUGCAGAUGAAAUGGAAAAUCAAACCAAAACAGCAGAUACAAGACCUGAGGCCCCUCCUGACUACAAUUUGCAUGUUGUUCCAGGACCCCCUGGGCCAGCUGUCCCUCCACCUACAGGAUACCCAGGAGGCUUGCCUAUGGGAUACUACAGUCCACAGCAGCCCACUACCUUCCCCUUAUACCAGCCAAUUGGUAGUAACCGUCCUAUCCAAUAUCAGCCUGGAAAAUAUCCUGCUUCAAAUCAGCUUGCUCCAGUAACAUGGAUGCCAGGGCCAACUCCUAUGCUGAGCUGCCCUCCUGGUCUGGAAUACUUAGCCCAGUUGGACAACAUACAUGUUCUUCAGCAUUUUGAGCCUCUGGAACUGAUGACAAGUUUUGAAACUAACAACAGAUAUGAUAUUAAAAAUAACAUAGACCAGAUGGUUUAUGUGGUAACUGAAGACACAGAUGACUUCACCAGAAAUGCUUACCGUACGCUAAGGCCCUUCGUGCUCCGGGUCACUGACUGCACAGGCCGCGAGAUCAUGACAAUGCAGAGACCUUUCCGAUGCACCUGCUGCUGCUUCUGCUGCCCCUCAGCCAGGCAAGAGCUGGAGGUGCAGUGUCCUCCUGGGGUCACCAUUGGCUUUGUGGCAGAACACUGGAACCUGUGCAGAGCGGUCUAUAGUAUCCAAAACGAGAAGAGAGAGAGUAUGAUGAGAGUGCGCGGACCUUGCUCAACCUAUGGCUGUGGGUCAGACUCUGUUUUUGAGGUCCAAUCCCUGAAUGGCGCAUCCGACAUUGGCAGUAUUAUCAGGAAGUGGGACGGUUUGCUGUCCACAAUGGGAAAUGCUGACCACUUUGACAUUCACUUCCCACUGGACCUGGAUGUGAAGAUGAAAGCCAUGAUUCUUGGAGCUUGUUUCCUUAUCGACUUCAUGUAUUUUGAAAGCUCUCCAACACCACAGCAUUCAUCAAGAAGAUAGAGGAGCACAUAAAAUGAUCAAUUACAUUCCAAUUUUAGUGUAUGUGCCACCAAAGCAAGCCCAAGAUCAUCAAUUGCGAUAACAAAAAUAUUUUAGAAAAUGUUGCAGGAGGCGCAGAGCCAGCCCUCACUUUUGGCAGGUAUAUUUCGCUACUUUUCAGAUUAUUUGGGGGGUUGUUGCUUACCUUUGACAGACAGACUGAAGUUUGAGUGGAAGACCACAAGCAGACAUACGUUUCGAUGGAUUAUCUGUCUACUUGGUAGAUUAGGGCUUCAUUUUGAGAAACCAAGACCCGUUAACCAAGUAAACAUAUACAAAAUUAGCUUUGAAAUACUUCAAACAUGAGAUAAGGGAAAAAGUAACCCCAGAGUUCUCACAUUAAUGGGUAGUGAAAUGAAGGCUUACUGUUUGGACAGAACAACAUAGCUUUUAUCUGUAGUCCUUUCCCACCACUAUUCUAUACCCGCAUGUCCUGUGAUAGAAGACAAGCUUGAUUCCAGGUGAAAAGAAAGAAUUUUUGCAUUUAGAAUCAAAAGUCGAGAGAAAUAUUAUGUUUUAUUAUAUAAGAAAACCCUUCUUGUGCACAUAUUUCAGAAUUUUACACAUUUUGUAAAAGUUUCGAUGGAAAAUCUCACUUUAUUACAAAUAAAACAUGUAUACUUUUUUUUUUUUGGUACUGGGAAUCGAAGUUGGGACCUCACGCUUGCCAGGCAGGCUCUUGUGCCGCUGAGCUGUAUCCCCAGCCC